AUGGCUGACAACAACCCCGGCAACUUCGCGAACCGCCCCAAGGAGGAAGUCCGAGAAGCCGCUCGCAAGGGAGGCCAAUCCAACUCCUCGUCAACCGGCAAUGACAACACCUCCUCCAGCACCUCGACUAGCUCCACUGGCAACACCAACCCCGGUAACUUCGCCAACCGUCCCAAGGAGGAGGUCCAGGAGAUUGCGUCCAAGGGCGGUCAAGCCAGUCACAACUCCGGCUUCGCCAGCAUGGAUCCCGACAAGCAGCGAGAAAUUGCAUCCAAGGGCGGACAGGCUUCCAGCGGUUCCUUCGAGCCAGGCAGUGAGAGAGCAGCCGAGGCGGGCCGCAAGGGUGGUCAGGCCAGCGGUGGUGGUAGCUCCUAG
Molecule: messenger RNA, 375 nt
Organism: Cladophialophora yegresii CBS 114405
Lineage: Eukaryota; Fungi; Ascomycota; Eurotiomycetes; Chaetothyriales; Herpotrichiellaceae
Exons: 2
Coding region: 1-375 (124 amino acids)
Source: RefSeq, a predicted model, not a curated record